Molecule: messenger RNA, 1359 nt
Organism: Durio zibethinus
Lineage: Eukaryota; Viridiplantae; Streptophyta; Magnoliopsida; Malvales; Malvaceae
Source: RefSeq, a predicted model, not a curated record
CUCCGCCUUGUGAGACGCCUUUUGUAGGAUAAAACCGUGAGGCCAAGGGGGCCAGAGCGGACAAUACCUCACAAGGAUGUGAACCGUGGCAGAAGGUUGAUCUGGGACGCCGAAAGGGUGAAUGCUCGGGUCCCGGAGCCGUGCGGGUUCGAAGCUUGAGUCUCGACCCGUGACACAAGCACCAUCCUCUCUUUCAACAGAGCAAUAGAGAGACUUCCUGUAUGACCUUAGAAGCAAUAAUUUUGUAUACCCUUUAUAUCAUGAGAUGCAUGUUCGUACACUUCGUAUCAAGAUGCACAUGCUUAGUAUAAAGGAUAAAAUGAAAGGGUACAGCACGGCAAUGCGCGGCAACCAUCUCUAUACCAUACAUUUAUGCUUACUUGGACCGAGCUGAGCUCAACAUCCCUUGGCUACCUGUCAUGUCAACCAUUUAAUGCUUCCAUCCAAACUCAAUGUCUCUUUUUUCUAUUCUACUGCUAUAAAACCCUUUCUUUUAACUACUCCUUUCACCAUCCAAACCAUACUUGAUACUUCUCCAUUUCAGAUUCUAUGCAAACUUCUUUUCCCUCCAUCUAUUUCCUGUAUAGAUUGGCAUAUUACUAUUGAUUUCCUUGGAAAACAAUGAAGGGGAAGUUUCUAAAGGCAUGCCUUACAAAAUGGAGGAAGAUGGGGAGUAGAAUCAUACCUUGUGGCAGCUGCAAAUACUGUUAUCAGUGGGCAAAUUGGCCUGAUUCCAUGCAUGAAGAGAGGUCAAUCCCAAGGGAUGUGCCCAACGGUCACUUGGCAGUGUAUGUGGGUGAAAACAAUAGGAGGUUUGUGAUUAAAAUCACCUUGCUCAAGCACCCACUUUUCAAGGCAUUGCUGGAUCAAGCUCAGGAUGAAUAUGAUUUUACCACUGACUCCAAACUAUGCAUUCCUUGUGAUGAAAGCCUCUUCCUCGAUGUUGUUCGUUGUACUAGCUCCCCACAAGAUCGAAGGCUCUCCCAGUUUCUUUAGGAAUUCAUGCUAGGAAUUUGAUUCAUAUUCACGAGGUCCGAGUCCUAAUGAGAAUGCUACUAUGCAGUAUACUGAGUAGAUUUUUAUAACAAAUUCUGUAGCCUAUUAAUGUAACUCAAUUGAAAAAUAUUAACUUCUGUUUUCCCUCGAAAGUUCUGUUUCUAAGGGCAUCAACUGCUCAAGCCAAGCAAUAGAAAGCGCUUUGCCAAAGCAGAACCCAAUUACACAGUACCAUGCCAGAUCAGCACUGAACAAGAAGCUGGACCAAACCCCACCUCCUGACAACAUCGUGACAGUUUCCAGCUCUGGCAUCUACCUUAUCUUUGAAACUUAAAGCAAUAAUAAAAGCUACUUAAAAAAAAA